Capronia epimyces CBS 606.96 is the source of this 912-nucleotide messenger RNA. Its product is annotated as large subunit ribosomal protein L17e. Gene Ontology annotation, cellular component: ribosome; cytosolic large ribosomal subunit. NCBI's taxonomy places the organism in Eukaryota, Fungi, Ascomycota, Eurotiomycetes, Chaetothyriales, Herpotrichiellaceae. Gene Ontology annotation, biological process: cytoplasmic translation. Bases 1 to 912 code for a protein of 303 amino acids. The transcript has 3 exons. Gene Ontology annotation, molecular function: structural constituent of ribosome. The record is from RefSeq and is a predicted model, not a curated record.
AUGCUCCGCGUCAUCCUAUCCGGCACCAUUUCAUCCGUCUUUAUCGGCAUGGCUGGGGCCUCAUUUGGCGCUCUAGUCUGGGACACGGCAACGAUCCCCUUCGUGGCGUCCGCGUGCACCGGCUUCGUGCUGGGCGCCGUCGGCUUCUACCGUGACGCGGUGCGCAAGUCGCUGCGCAGCCUCGACCGAUACCCACGUCUGCUGCGGCUGCAUCUCGACGCCAACUUUCCUCACCGCGGCUUCGAGACUUGGCCUCUCGAUGACCUCCGGAGCUCCGUCUUUCGCAAGAACUGGGUUCUGCGCAGCAUGCUGGUUGCUAGCUGGUUGACUGCCACGGGCGCCUUGGAUGUCCGUUACGCCCCCGCCGAUCGAAUUCCCACCGCCAAAUCGGCUCGAAGCCGUGGCAGUUAUCUGCGCGUCAGCUUCAAGAACACCCGCGAGACUGCCCAGGCCAUCAACGGCUGGAAACUCCAGCGCGCUGUCAAGUACCUCGAGAAUGUCCAAGAACUGAAGGAGGCCGUGCCUAUGCGAAGAUAUGCUGGAAGCACUGGUAGAAGCGCACAAGGCAAGGCAUUCGGAGUCUCCAAAGCCCGUCACCCCGUCAAGUCGGCCGAGUUCCUCCUUGGCCUACUCAAGAACGCCGAAGCCAAUGCCGACACCAAAGGCCUCGAUACCUCCAACCUGAUCGUCAAGCACAUCCAAGUCAACCAAGCCCCCAAGCAGCGCCGCCGAACCUACCGUGCCCACGGUCGUAUCAACCCUUACAUGUCCAACCCAUGCCACAUUGAAUUGAUCCUCACUGAGGCCGAGGAGGCGGUUACCAAGGCCGAGGACUUGGAUGUCGCCAAGGGAGCCAAACUGAAUGCUAGACAGCGAGGCGCUCAACGACGGAGAGCAAUCACUUCUUCGUAG